This is a messenger RNA of Ostrea edulis (European flat oyster), 2133 nucleotides long. Its product is annotated as multiple epidermal growth factor-like domains protein 10. The transcript is spliced from 12 exons. NCBI's taxonomy places the organism in Eukaryota, Metazoa, Mollusca, Bivalvia, Ostreida, Ostreidae. Gene Ontology annotation, molecular function: scavenger receptor activity. The coding region runs from base 65 to 1855 and encodes 596 amino acids. The record is from RefSeq and is a predicted model, not a curated record.
GGUUACUGUCGGAGAAUUUUGGUGUAAAUUUACUUCCUUGGUUUGAUCCUAAUGUGUCGCCAUCAUGCUGCGAAUGUCUUUGAUUUUAUUGGUUUUACAACGGUGCACAGCUUAUGAGAACAUUGCCCUCCAAAAACCUGCAUGGCAACAGCAUCAAUAUAUACCAGGUGAUGACAGAUUUGAUGCAAGUAAUGCUGUUGAUGGACUCAAAACUGACUUUGGCCCCGGAGGAGGACAGUGUUCCCAAUCGGAUAAUCAUAAACAGACAGCCACUUGGAGAGUGGACCUAGAGGGCAUUCGCAGUUUUCGUCGUAUUACCAUUUAUUACAGGACAGACAAUGCUGCAUGGGGUCCGCAAAAUCAAUACUCUGGCAGAUUUGUAGGGUUUUCCCUAUAUGUAUCAAACACAAGCGACAUAUCACAUGGUCAUCUGUGUGUCCCUGACACAAACUACACCAGGGACACUAUACCCGCCGUCCUAAACGUCACGUGUCCAGUUCACGGACAAUACGUCAUCUACUACAACGAAAGACUACAAGGAAAGAUCUACCCUCCUGGUUAUAGUGGCGAGGCAUUUAACGAGCUCUGUGAAGUAGAGGUUUACGGUUGUCCUGUACCCGGUUACUAUGGACCUGACUGUUCCAUCCCUUGUCCUAAUACCUGUCGAUACUGUCACAUAGAGACUGGAGUCUGCCAAGGAUGUAAACCUGGAUACCAGGGACAUCAGUGUGAACUAUCUUGCAGUCAUCAGUACUAUGGAGAACUAUGUAAGGAGACCUGUGGUAACUGUAGUGACGGGGUGGCGUGUAACAAUGUGAACGGAACGUGUACAAACGGAUGUGACGUCGGUGUCUACGGAGACAAAUGCAAAAUGCCGUGUCCUAGUAGUCGACAUGGGAAGAACUGUUCUCGAACGUGUACUAAUUGUGACACGUGCGACAGAUUUACAGGACAUUGCACACCCCCCUGCUAUUCGGGCUGGAAGGGAACACAUUGUACUGAAAAAUGUGACGGACUAAAAUACGGGACUGGCUGUAAUAAAGACUGUGGAGCCUGCCUAGAUUAUACACAAUGUCACCACAUAAACGGAACAUGCUUUGAUGGAUGUGAUUCUGGAUAUGAAGGAGAACUCUGUAAAACUUACUGUUCUCGUGGGAUAUUUGGAAAGAAUUGCGAUCAAAUAUGUUCUGAGAAUUGUCACGAAGAUCCCACAAUAUGUAACGGAACAACGGGAGAGUGCAAGGGUGGAUGUCGCCCGGGCUGGGAAGGACUGCAAUGUAACAUGGAAUGCUCCAUGAAAACGUUUGGAGAAAACUGUAGCCAACCCUGUGGUAAUUGCAAGGACCUUGAGAAAUGUCAUCACGUCAAUGGAACCUGUAUCGAAGGCUGUGACAGAGGGUUUAGGGGGCUAUUAUGCAAUGAAGUCUGCGACUUUGGAUAUUUCGGUGCUAACUGUGAAGAGGAGUGUAGUGUAUUCUGUCAGAAAUCACGUGAUUGCCAUCAUGUGACAGGCUAUUGUAGUACAGGGUGUAAAACUGGAUGGCGGGGAAAUAAUUGCUUCGAAGUCGAUAACCCACUACAACAAACGAAUGCUGAGGGAAAUUGGGAAACCAAGUUUUAUGGAGUCCUGGGAGCCUUCUGUGCUACACUUGUCCUAAUUGGCGUGUAUGUUGUUUACAAUAUCAUGAAACGAAACAGAACAAAAUUAGACAAAAGUCAGAAAUAUCGUUCGAGUAACACUACCAAAUCUACUAAAGAAACAGAGUCACGGAUGGACGACGUUGAGAAAAUCAACAGUGGAUAUCAGGAGCUGGGAGGACUGAGUCCAUCUUCAACCUAUGACUCCAUUCAUUAGAAGAAACUAUAUUUCACACGCCAUGUAUACUAGUAUAUGAUCUUUUCAAGUUGUAUCGCAUGAUGUACAUGAUUUCAAUAUUCCAUUUCUGAUUAUGCCAUAUAUUUCAUGUAUCACCGUAUACUUUUCUACUUUUGUAUCAAUUUGAAAUACAGGACAUCUUUCUUAAAGUAAAACUAGCGGGUGCCCUAGAUCUUCAAAAUCCACACUGUUUUGCAGAUGUUUCUUAGUUAGAGAAAAUUAAGAAUAUUUCAGAGUAUAAUAAAGAAGACCCUUAC